AACAUAUCUCAAUACAAUUUUCUCUAUUUAUAAAAAUUUUCACCACAAAGUUUUUCCAAAACAAUGGCUUCUUUAUAUAAAGAUCUUCAUUUUCUAUUGAUACCUUUAAUGUCACAAAGCCAUAUUAUACCAUUAAAUGAUUUUGCAAAAUUACUAGCACUUCAUGGUGUCCAUGUCUCAAUUAUCACAACACCUUUUAAUGCCCAAAAGUACAAAUCUAUAGUCACAUAUGCUACAAAAUUCAAUCUAAAAAUCCAACUAAUUCCUAUACAUUUUCCAAGUCAAGAAGUUGGAUUACCUCAAGGAUGUGAAAAUUUGGACGCACUUAAUUCACUAGAGUUGAUUAAAGAUUUCUUUUUGGCAAGUGAUAUGAUGCAAGAACCAUUAGAGAAAUUGAUACAAGAUUUGGAACCAAAGCCAAGUUGUAUUAUUUCUACUAGUCCACUUAUUUGGACUCAACAAGUUGCUAAUAAGUUCAAGAUUCCAAGGUAUGUAUUCCAAACAAUUUCUUGUUUCACUUUAUAUUGUUCAAACAUAUUAAAUCAAACGAAUAUACAAGAUACCCUUGUAGUGGAUUCUGAUUCAUUCUUGAUCCCUAAUGUUCCACACAAUAUUGAGUUUACAAAAGCUCAAUUGCCUAAUGGUUCUCAAGAUAUGAAUAGUAUUUUGGACAAAAUGAAGAAGUCCCAAGAUUUGGCAAGAGGUACUUUGAUCAAUAGUUUUGAAGAAUUGGAGUCUUGGUAUGUUGAUGCAUACAAGAAAGAUGUGAACAAAGUAUUUUGUGUUGGUUCAGUAUCAUUAUGUAACAAAGAAAUGGAUGAUGAAAUGGUUGAUAUUAAUUGUUUGAAUUGGCUUGAUUCUAUGAAGCCAAAAUCAGUAAUUUAUGUUUGUUUUGGUAGUCUUUGUAACAUUUCAUUCAUGCAAAUGAAGGAAAUUGGAUUAGGGUUAGAGUCAUCAAAUGUGGCUUUCAUUUGGAUAAUUAGAGGGCUAAAUUUUACAUUAGAAGUUGAAAAAUGGCUAAGGGAUGAAAAUUUUGAAGAGAAGGUUAAAGGAAGAGGGAUGAUUAUUCGAGGGUGGGCCCCACAAGUUAUGAUAUUAUCUCAUCCGUCUGUCGGAGGGUUUCUGACGCACUGUGGAUGGAACUCGACUCUCGAAGGAAUCUCAUGCGGCGUGCCUAUGAUUACUUUUCCCAUGUUCGCCGAGCAGUUUUACAACGAGAAGUUCAUCGUGAACGUUCUGAAGACCGGAGUUCGAGUCGGCGUUGAAGUGAUUAAUGACCCUUGGAACAAAGAGAAGAAUGGAGUGCCGGUCAACAAGGAUCGAAUAAAAAAAGCAAUAGAUCAAUUGAUGGAUAAAGGAUUAGAAGGUGAAGAAAGAAGAAAAAGAGCAAAGGAGCUAGCACAAAUUUCAAAGAAGGCAAUACAAGAAGAAGGUUCUUCUUACUUGAAUAUCAAAUUAUUAAUUGAAGAUGUCAUGCAUGUACUCAAAAAUAAAGUGGAAAAAAAUGAGUGAAUAGGAUUUGAAGAGUUGUAGGAGUGUAAGUUAUAAUAUUAUAAUGCAUAUAUAGUUAUGCAUUAAUUAAUCAGUAUUAAAUAGUGGGUCCCUCAAGGACCAAUGUAGUUUGUUGGUUGGAGGAAUUUAAUAAAAGUUUGUUGGAAGUU
This is a messenger RNA of Capsicum annuum, 1661 nucleotides long. Its product is annotated as UDP-glycosyltransferase 73C3. The record is from RefSeq and is a predicted model, not a curated record. Gene Ontology annotation, molecular function: UDP-glycosyltransferase activity. Lineage: Eukaryota; Viridiplantae; Streptophyta; Magnoliopsida; Solanales; Solanaceae. The transcript has a single exon. Bases 64 to 1512 code for a protein of 482 amino acids.